Orcinus orca (killer whale) is the source of this 5206-nucleotide messenger RNA. RefSeq names its product mediator complex subunit 1 (gene MED1). Gene Ontology annotation, molecular function: nuclear retinoic acid receptor binding; nuclear vitamin D receptor binding; nuclear thyroid hormone receptor binding. The record is from RefSeq and is a predicted model, not a curated record. Gene Ontology annotation, biological process: cellular response to thyroid hormone stimulus; regulation of transcription by RNA polymerase II. Lineage: Eukaryota; Metazoa; Chordata; Mammalia; Artiodactyla; Delphinidae. Bases 207 to 4946 code for a protein of 1579 amino acids. Gene Ontology annotation, cellular component: mediator complex. The transcript has 17 exons.
UUUCGGAAGUUCUGUUGCGGAAGAUGGCGGCGGCCGCGAGCACCCUUCUCUUCUUGCCGCCGGGGACUUCAGACUGAGCCUUCCCGGGAAGAGUGGGGACUGCAGGCGCCCUGCGUCCCGGGAGCCCGAACCAACUUGGUUCCUCUGUUAGUGGUGAGGAGGGGCAUAUCCUCUUGUGUAGGACUCAGGCCCUUCCCGCUGUCAGGAUGAAGGCUCAGGGGGAAACCGAGGAGUCGGAAAAGCUGAGUAAGAUGAGUUCUCUCUUGGAACGGCUCCAUGCAAAAUUUAACCAAAAUAGACCUUGGAGUGAAACCAUUAAGCUUGUGCGUCAAGUCAUGGAGAAGAGGGUUGUGAUGAGUUCUGGAGGGCACCAACAUUUGGUCAGCUGCUUGGAGACGCUGCAGAAAGCUCUCAAAGUAACAUCUUUACCAGCAAUGACUGACCGUUUGGAGUCUAUAGCAAGACAGAAUGGACUGGGCUCUCAUCUCAGUGCCAGUGGCACUGAAUGUUACAUCACGUCAGAUAUGUUCUAUGUGGAAGUGCAGUUAGAUCCUGCAGGACAGCUUUGUGAUGUAAAAGUGGCUCACCAUGGGGAGAAUCCUGUGAGCUGUCCAGAGCUUGUACAGCAGCUAAGGGAAAAAAAUUUUGAUGAAUUUUCUAAGCACCUUAAGGGUCUUGUUAAUCUUUAUAACCUUCCAGGGGACAACAAACUAAAGACUAAAAUGUACUUGGCUCUCCAAUCCUUAGAACAGGAUCUAUCUAAAAUGGCAGUUAUGUAUUGGAAAGCAACCAAUGCUGGUCCCUUGGAUAAGAUUCUUCAUGGAAGUGUUGGCUAUCUCACUCCAAGAAGUGGGGGUCAUUUGAUGAACUUGAAGUAUUAUGCUUCUCCUUCUGACCUGCUGGAUGAUAAGACUACAUCCCCUAUCAUUUUGCAUGAGAAUAAUGUUCCUCGAUCUUUGGGCAUGAAUGCAUCAGUGACAAUCGAAGGAACAUCUGCUAUGUAUAAACUCCCAAUUGCACCAUUAAUUAUGGGGUCACAUCCAGUUGACAACAAAUGGACUCCCUCCUUCUCCUCAAUCACCAGUGCCAACAGUGUUGAUCUUCCUGCCUGUUUCUUCUUGAAAUUUCCCCAGCCAAUCCCAGUAUCUAGAGCAUUUGUUCAGAAACUUCAGAACUGCACAGGAAUUCCAUUGUUUGAAACCCAACCAACUUAUGUACCCCUUUAUGAACUGAUCACUCAAUUUGAGCUGUCAAAGGACCCUGACCCUAUACCUUUGAAUCACAACAUGCGAUUUUAUGCUGCUCUUCCAGGUCAGCAGCAUUGCUAUUUCCUCAACAAAGAUGCUCCUCUUCCAGAUGGUAGAAGUCUACAGGGAACCCUUGUUAGCAAAAUCACCUUUCAGCACCCUGGCCGGGUUCCUCUUAUCCUGAAUCUGAUCAGACACCAAGUGGCCUAUAACACCCUAAUUGGAAGCUGUGUCAAAAGAACUAUUCUGAAAGAAGAUUCUCCUGGGCUACUCCAAUUUGAAGUGUGUCCCCUCUCAGAAUCCCGUUUCAGCGUAUCUUUUCAGCACCCUGUGAAUGACUCCCUGGUGUGUGUGGUAAUGGAUGUGCAGGACUCAACACAUGUGAGCUGUAAACUCUACAAGGGGCUGUCAGAUGCACUCAUCUGCACAGAUGACUUCAUUGCCAAAGUUGUUCAAAGAUGUAUGUCCAUCCCUGUGACGAUGAGGGCUAUUCGGAGGAAAGCUGAAACCAUUCAGGCCGACACUCCAGCACUGUCCCUCAUUGCAGAGACAGUUGAAGACAUGGUGAAAAAGAACCUGCCCCCGGCUAGCAGCCCAGGGUAUGGCAUGACCACAGGCAACAACCCAAUGAGUGGUACCACUACACCAACCAACACCUUUCCGGGGGGUCCCAUUACCACCUUGUUUAAUAUGAGCAUGAGCAUCAAAGAUCGGCAUGAGUCGGUGGGCCAUGGGGAGGACUUCAGCAAGGUAUCUCAGAACCCAAUUCUUACCAGUUUGUUGCAAAUCACAGGGAACGGGGGGUCUACCAUUGGCUCGAGUCCGACCCCUCCUCAUCACACGCCGCCACCUGUCUCUUCGAUGGCCGGCAACACCAAGAACCACCCGAUGCUCAUGAACCUUCUUAAAGAUAAUCCUGCCCAGGAUUUCUCAACCCUUUAUGGAAGCAGCCCUUUAGAAAGGCAGAACUCCUCUUCCGGCUCACCCCGGAUGGAAAUGUGCUCGGGAAGCAACAAGGCAAAGAAGAAGAAGUCAUCAAGAUUACCACCUGACAAACCCAAGCACCAGACUGAAGAUGACUUUCAGAGGGAGCUAUUUUCAAUGGAUGUUGACUCACAGAACCCUAUCUUUGAUGUCAACAUGACAGCUGACACGCUGGAUACGCCACACAUCACUCCAGCUCCAAGCCAGUGUAGCACUCCCCCAACAACUUACCCACAACCAGUACCUCAUCCCCAAUCCAGUAUUCAAAGGAUGGUCCGACUAUCCAGUUCAGACAGCAUUGGCCCGGAUGUAACUGAUAUCCUUUCAGACAUUGCAGAAGAAGCUUCUAAGCUUCCCAGCACUAGUGACGAUUGUCCACCCAUUGGCACCCCUGUUCGAGAUUCUUCAAGCUCUGGGCAUUCUCAGAGUGCCCUCUUUGACCCUGAUGUCUUUCAAGCCAAUAAUAAUGAAAAUCCAUACACUGAUCCAGCUGACCUUAUUGCAGAUGCUGCUGGAAGCCCCAGUAGUGACUCUCCUACCAAUCAUUUUUUUCCUGAUGGAGUAGAUUUCAAUCCUGAUUUGUUGAACAGCCAGAGCCAAAGUGGUUUUGGAGAAGAAUAUUUUGAUGAAAGCAGCCAAAGUGGAGAUAAUGAUGAUUUCAAAGGAUUUACAUCUCAGGCACUAAAUACUUUGGGGGUGCCAAUGCUUGGAGGUGAUAAUGGGGAGACUAAGUUUAAAGGCAAUAGCCAAGCUGACACAGUUGAUUUCAGUAUAAUAGCAGUGGCUGGUAAGGCUUUGGGUCCUACAGAUCUUAUGGAGCAUCACAGUGGUAGCCAGAGUCCUUUAUUGACCACUGGGGACUUAGGGAAAGAAAAGACUCAAAAGAGAGUAAAGGAAGGCAAUGGCACCAGUAACAGUAGUCUAUCAGGGCCAGGAUUAGACAGCAAACCAGGGAAGCGCAGUCGAACCCCUUCUAAUGAUGGCAAAAGCAAAGAUAAGCCUCCAAAACGGAAGAAGGCAGACACUGAGGGGAAGUCUCCAUCUCACAGUUGUUCUAACCGACCUUUCACCCCACCUACUAGUACAGGUGGAUCCAAAUCUCCAGGCAGUUCAGGAAGAUCUCAGACUCCCCCAGGUGUUGCCACACCACCCAUUCCCAAAAUCACUAUUCAGAUUCCUAAGGGAACCGUGAUGGUGGGCAAGCCCUCCUCUCACAGUCAGUAUACCAGCAGUGGUUCUGUGUCUUCCUCAGGAAGUAAAAGCCACCAUAGCCAUUCUUCCUCGUCUUCUGCUUCCAACUCAGGCAAGAUGAAAAGCAGUAAAUCAGAAGGUUCAUCAAGUUCCAAGUUAAGUAGCAGUAUAUAUUCUAGCCAGGGGUCUUCGGGAUCUAGCCAGUCCAAAAAUUCAUCCCAGUCUGGGGGGAAGCCUGGCUCCUCUCCUAUUACCAAGCAUGGACUGAGCAGUGGCUCCAGCAGCACCAAGAUGAAACCUCAAGGGAAGCCAUCAUCACUUAUGAAUCCUUCUUUGAGUAAACCAAACAUAUCCCCUUCCCAUUCAAGGCCACCUGGAGGCUCUGAUAAGCUUGCCUCUCCAAUGAAGCCUGUUCCUGGGACUCCCCCAUCCUCUAAAGCCAAGUCUCCUAUCAGUUCAGGUUCUGGUGGUUCUCACAUGUCUGGAACUAGUUCAAGCACUGGCAUGAAGUCAUCUUCAGGGUUAGGAUCUUCAGGCUCAUUGUCUCAGAAAACUCCCCCAUCAUCUAACUCUUGUACAGCAUCUUCCUCUUCCUUUUCCUCAAGUGGCUCUUCCAUGUCAUCCUCUCAGAACCAGCAUGGGAGUUCCAAAGGGAAAUCUCCCAGCAGAAAUAAGAAGCCGUCCUUAACAGCUGUCAUAGAUAAACUGAAGCAUGGGGUUGUCACCAGUGGCCCUGGGGGUGAAGACCCAAUGGACGGCCAGGUGGGGGUGAGCACAAAUUCUUCUAGCCAUCCUGUGUCCUCCAAACAUAACAUGUCAGGAGGAGAGUUCCAGGGCAAGCGUGAGAAAAGUGAUAAAGACAAAUCAAAGGUUUCCACCUUGGGGGGCUCGGUGGAUUCAUCUAAGAAGACCUCAGAGUCAAAAAAUGUGGGGAGCACGGGUGUGGCAAAAAUUAUCAUCAGCAAGCAUGAUGGGGGAUCCCCCAGCAUUAAAGCCAAAGUGACUUUGCAGAAACCUGGGGAAAGUAGUGGAGAAGGGCUGAGGCCUCAGAUGGCCUCCUCCAAAAACUAUGGCUCUCCACUCAUCAGUGGUUCCACUCCAAAGCAUGAGCGUGGCUCUCCCAGUCAUAGUAAGUCACCAGCAUAUACCCCCCAGAAUCUGGACAGUGAGAGUGAGUCAGGCUCCUCCAUAGCAGAGAAGUCUUAUCAGAACAGUCCCAGCUCAGAUGAUGGCAUCCGACCUCUUCCAGAGUACAGCACAGAGAAGCAUAAGAAGCACAAAAAAGAAAAGAAGAAAGUAAAAGACAAAGAUAGGGACCGGGACCGGGACAAAGACCGAGACAAGAAAAAAUCUCAUAGCAUCAAGCCAGAGAGUUGGUCUAAAUCACCCAUCUCUUCAGACCAGUCCUUGUCUAUGACAAGUAACACAAUCUUAUCUACAGACAGGCCCUCAAGGCUUAGCCCUGACUUUAUGAUUGGGGAGGAAGAUGACGAUCUUAUGGAUGUGGCCCUGAUUGGCAACUAGGAACCUUACUUUUUAAAGCAAAAACCAUGGCCAGAGAAAAACUAAGUGUAUAGGCAAAUCACCAUAAGGAGUGAGACAGGUCUGAUUUUGUGUUUUAAGAAUCUUAAAUGGCAUGGCUUUGACACCAAGUGGGGUGAAUUUAGAAAGGCAUAGCCAGACCCUACUAAAGAGACCAUAGGGUUUGAUUCUGGUUACCACGAAUCACUUGUUCCUUUGCCAGAAAAAAAAAAAAAAAAGUUAAAAUACUUGCUUAUGAAAGG